Messenger RNA from Notothenia coriiceps (black rockcod), 7072 nucleotides. RefSeq names its product potassium/sodium hyperpolarization-activated cyclic nucleotide-gated channel 4-like. Gene Ontology annotation, molecular function: adenosine deaminase activity; RNA binding; voltage-gated potassium channel activity. The coding region runs from base 992 to 5758 and encodes 1588 amino acids. Gene Ontology annotation, biological process: RNA processing; sodium ion transmembrane transport; potassium ion transmembrane transport. The record is from RefSeq and is a predicted model, not a curated record. NCBI's taxonomy places the organism in Eukaryota, Metazoa, Chordata, Actinopteri, Perciformes, Nototheniidae. Gene Ontology annotation, cellular component: axon; membrane; dendrite. The transcript is spliced from 10 exons.
UUAGUCAGUUUUAAAUAAAGCUUUCUUGUAAAGCCGGUACUCUCCUCUUGCUGUCUGACGGGCAACAUUUCGGCGCGCCUCCCAUCACAAUGAGUAUUUUUCCACUCGGAUACUGAAAAUGACAACGUGGCUUGGAUUCUGUGAAACCAUGGGCAAGAUUUGGAGUCAUUUGACUUGUUUCGGUCAUUUUGUGUUUCCCUGUCGGUCUGGUUUUCUGUGUGCGUGUUUCUGCUGUGCAUGUCAGUAUGAAUCAGUGCGCCUAGUAUGAGCGCUAUGUGCGCCUAUUACGUGCGUCCCUUAUGUCCAUUAACAACCCAUCCCUGCUGGAAGAGGAUCAAGUGCCCUUGUCGUUCACCCGUGGAUGAAUGUUUCCCACUUUGCCACCUCACCGCCCAAGUCAUCUACAGCAUAAUGAUUUGUUAAAAAUAGACAAUUUGGGUGAGCAGCCUGGACAAAUAGGCUUAACAGCAGGGCACCGACGACCAAUGAGAGGCGAGCUCCAUUAUCAACAAAAGACCGGGAAUCCGGUGCCAAAAUGACCGGCUGUGGAGCGUUAAGGGCGGCUGUGGAGAGAAGGGGGAGGGCCUCGGGGUGAGAAACGUUUCAAGGACGAGGAAGGAAGCAUGAUACAGAAACAUCUGUAAGGACAUAUAGGAGACUCUUUUAAAAAGGAGGAAAGUAAAGCUGCCGGCGUCACACUAGCAGGGUGAUUUGUCUGAAUGGGGCUAUUUCCAAGGGCACUGAGGUAAGCAUGGGCACAUCGGUGGAGAGAGAGAGAGGUUGGAGGUGUGAGUAGCCGGCUCCAGGAGAAUGACUGGAGACAAAGAGAUAACGUGUCUUUAGCUUCUUCAAUUUACGUUGAAAUUGACAUUCUCACUUAUGUAAUAGUAUAAUAUAGAUAAGUCGACUGAAAUAAAGACUCGUUUUUUGAGGGUUACAAGUUUUCUUCCCCCCUUUCCCUCAUCCUGCUCCCCCUCCUCCCUGCGUGAGGAUGGAUGGGGUGUCUGGAGGUGUGGGUACUCCCAGUAGUGGCGGGGGUUCAGGGUGUGACAGCCUCCCCAGGCGUACCAGAGGGGACUCGAAGCGGCGCAGUAAGGGCAGCCUGCCCUCCCCGGGGUACAGGCUGUCCCAGGCCUCCCUGGAGGGGGAGAGGGGCUGCUUCGGGGGGGACAGCGCUUCCUCAGGUGGACGCGCUCGUCGCCUCUCCAUCAUGAGCUCCUCCAACAGGGACGGACUUUCCUUCCGCACAGCUGGCACCCCAACCACCCCGGUGCCCCUUCCUCCCCCGCCCUCUUCCUCCUCAGCCCAUCCUCCUCCUCGCUCAGUGGGCUUUGCCGCCUCCCGUGCCGCCCUGCCCUCCACCUCUUCAACCGGGACCGGAGUGAUGGUGGUGGCCACCGGCCCAGAGACCACCACCACUACCACGUGCAACACCACUGCAGCAGGGACCCCUGACUUGAUGGGGCAGUGUGGACUGGGUGCGUUUGGCUUGGGCCUGGAUGGGGAGGACUACAGCACCUCCAACCAGAGCACCUUCAUCCAGAGACAGUUUGGAGCCAUGCUGCAGCCCGGGGUCAACAAGUUCAGUCUGCGUAUGUUUGGGUCCCACAAAGCUGUGGCACUGGAGCAGCAGAGACUGAAAUCAGCAGGGUCCUGGAUCAUACACCCUUACAGUGACUUCAGGUGGAACGUGGUGGGCAUCCAGGGCUCUUUGAUGAGCUACUUCACAGAGCCUAUCUACUUCUCUAGCAUCAUCCUUGGCAGCCUUUACCACGCUGACCACCUCUCCAGAGCCAUGUACCAGCGCAUCGCAGAUAUCGAGGACCUGCCGCAGCAGUUCAACCUCAACAGGCCUCUGCUCAGUGAAUGGAUGACCCGCUGCAGCCUGCCCUUAUCCUUGGCUGUGGCUGCAGCGUACCAGAUGGUGAUGGAGGAGGUGAGGAUGGACUCGAUGAUGGAGGUGGCGAUUCGCCAGAAAUAUCUGAAGAACUGGUUCCUCGUGGACUUUGUGUCCUCCAUCCCGGUGGACUACAUCUUUCUGAUGGUGGACAGUCUGGACUCCGAGGUCUACAGGACGGCCAGGGCGCUGCGCAUCGUCCGCUUCACCAAAAUCCUGAGCCUUCUUCGACUGCUCCGCCUGUCCCGACUCAUCCGCUACAUCCAUCAGUGGGAGGAGAUCUUCCAUAUGACCUAUGACCUUGCCAGUGCCAUGGUGAGAAUCGUGAAUCUGAUCGGGAUGAUGCUGCUGCUGUGCCACUGGGAUGGCUGUCUGCAGUUCCUCGUGCCCAUGCUGCAGGACUUCCCUCCUGACUGCUGGGUUUCCAAGAAUCUGAUGGUGAAUGACUCAUGGGGCCUCCAGUACUCCUAUGCUCUAUUCAAAGCCAUGAGCCACAUGUUGUGUAUUGGGUACGGAGCACAGGCUCCAGAAGGGAUGACUGAUGUGUGGCUCACCAUGCUCAGCAUGAUCGUAGGGGCCACCUGCUACGCCAUGUUCAUCGGACACGCCACCGCUCUCAUCCAAUCUCUGGAUUCUUCGCGGCGACAGUACCAAGAAAAGUACAAGCAGGUGGAGCAGUACAUGUCCUUCCAUAAACUUCCUGCAGAUGUGCGUCAAAAGAUCCACGAAUACUAUGAGCACCGCUUCCAGGGGAAGAUGUUUGACGAGGAGAACAUCCUUGGAGAACUCAGCGACCCACUGAAAGAGGAGAUAGUCAGCUUUAACUGCCGGAGCCUGGUGGCUAACAUGCCGCUGUUUGCCAAUGCCGAUCCCAACUUUGUGACAGCAGUGCUGAUCAAGCUCCGCUUUGAAGUGUUUCAGCCUUCAGACUUCAUUAUCCGCGAGGGCACAGUGGGACGGAAGAUGUAUUUCAUCCAGCAUGGGCGAGUUGGUGUGCUGACCCGUGGCAACAAAGAAACCAAGCUGAGUGAUGGCUCUUACUUUGGAGAGAUCUGUUUGUUGACUCAUGGACGGAGGACAGCCAGCGUCCGUGCAGAUACAUACUGUCGCCUGUACUCGCUCAGUGUGGACAACUUUAACGAGGUGCUGGAGGAACAUCCCAUGAUGCGUCGUGCCUUUGAAACUGUCGCUGUUGACAGAUUGGACCGAAUCGGCAGGAAGAACUCAAUGCUUCUCCGGAAGUCGUCGCAGGGCGGUUCUCUGGGGGGCAGUAUGGGUCGUGGAGGCCGGGGUGGAGGGGGUCCAGGAGCCAGGGGAGGUAUGGGCUCCUGUGACAGCAUGCUGGUGCAGCAGAUUGUCAAACACGACAGCAUGCCGGCGAUGCAGGAUGCCAUUGCGGCCGCUGCUGCAGGAAGAAGCGGAGUCAUGGGAAGAAGUGGCUCGGUGUCUCCUCGGCCGCGCCCGGUCAUCUGGGCUCCGCUGGUCAACGCCCCCCUGCAGGCGGCUGCUGCCACCAGUAAUGUAGCCAUCGCCCUCAUGCACCACCAGCAACAGCAACAGCAGCUGCAGCAGCUGCAGCAGCAGCAUGCACUGGGAGGGGCUUUCUUCUUGCCUUCACCUCUUGUGUCUCCCUCUCCGUCCUCUACCUUUUCUUUGUCUACCCCUCGUCCUCCUGUGUUACAGCCCCUCCGCCCGUCUGUGAGCUCUCUCAUCGGCAUGAUGACUCUGGGAGGGAUGGGAGGGAUGGGAGGAAUGGGUGGUUUGUCCCCCAGAGGAUUUCCUGCCUCUCCCUCGACCAUGGGCCCUCCUGGUGGGUUGAUCUCACCCCCGAUUGCCAAAACUCCACCCAUACCAGCAUCCUCUGUCCCAGCAUCUGUCCAACCAGGCAGGACUCUUCAUACCAGCCUCCGCCUCCAGGCUGAUCAUCCCUCAAUGAUUGCUGGAUCACUAGGAACCCCGACAGGUGGAGGGACACUGACUCCACCUCUCCAUAAAGUACCUGCCGCCAACCCCCCUGCUGCUUAUAGAGCCCCGUCAGACGGCAACACUUUUAUGAUGGGCCACCAGGGGGCAAAGGAAGCUUUGUUACGUCAUGGUGGAACCAGCUCUCAGGGUCUGCCGGCGCUGGGCAGACUCACCCAGGAGGCCAGGCUGCUGUCUGCCUCGCAGCCCACCCUGCCUCACCGCUCCUGGGUUGGAGUGCAGCCUCAUCCCCCUCUCCCCAGGAAGGCCUCUGGUGGUAAUUUGCUGGUGGCUCCUUUCCUGGCAGGGCAGUUAGCCAGGGGAGGCAGUGCAGGCAUGCUGACCUCAAACACUCCAAUACAGCUAGUGACACAUAUUCCAUUUAACGCACACACACACGCUCAGGCCGCAUUUCCUAUUCAGCCUGCCUUAGCACAGUAUCUGCCCACACAGGCUGCCCCUCACAGCACCUCUGUACCUGCAGCCGCACACAAGCCUGCAGCUCCCCUAACAUAUUCCUCCCCUCCAAAGCAGACCCCUCUCUCUUCUCCCACCCCCUCUUCUCCUACACCUAUACUCCCGCCUACACCGCACCCUAAACCAAUCUCAAUGACACACUCCUCCUCUCCUCCUCGCAGCUGCACCCCUCCUUUAGCAAACCCGCUGUCGCUCUCCUCAACUCCUCGUCCCAAACCAAUUCCUACAUCUUCUCCCCGCUCGUCCUCUCCCUCUCCCUCCUCCACACCUCCCCCAUCUUCUGUUUUUACCCCUAUCCCACCACCUCAAACCUAUGGGCCAAAGUCAUCUUUCUCCCCUCCAAAGCAGACCCCUCUCUCUUCUCCCACCCCCUCUUCUCCUACACCUAUACUCCCUCCUACACCGCGCCCUAAACCAAUCUCAAUGACACGCUCUGGCUCCUUCUCUCCUCCUCGCAGCUCCACCCCUCCUUUAGCAAACCCGCUGUCGCUCUCCUCAACUCCUCGUCCCAAACCAAUUCCUACAUCUUCUCCCCGCUCGUCCUCUCCCUCUCCCUCCUCCACACCGCCCCCAUCUUUUGUUUCUACCCCUAUCCCACCACCUCAAACCUAUGGGCCAAAGUCAUCUUUCACCUACUCCUCUCCCCCAUCCUCCUUGAUCACCUCUAUCCCACCUCGUCCCCAGAGCCCCCGAGCCAAGGCGUCCAACACGCCUCCUUCUCCUUCUCCAUUGUCUGGCCCAAGUCCCGCACAAACUCCAAUCCCUUCCCCGAUACUAACACCCACUCAGACUACCCGUACACGCACUUCUACCCCUGCCCAAACACCUACACAGACCCUUAGUCCUACUCCUUCCCAUUCUCCGGUUCCUGUGACACCUGCCCCCUCUGUAAGUAAAUCCCUGAGUCCAACUCCUUGUCUCCAGCCCUCAAUCUCCAGCUCAGCUAGAGGCCCCAACCAGGGCCAGAUCCCCAAACAGACCCCAACACAAACUGCAUUGUCUGCCCCGACACCAGCUAGUGUUAGCUCUCCACGUAAAAUAACUUUCUCAGUUCAUCCUGUGCAGCAAACCUCUCCUGUCCUUACUCCAAGCCCAACUUAUGUCUCUGGUCAUUCAACCAAACCAAUCCCGGGGACAACAUCAUCCUCAUCGUGUCCAAGCUCGAGCUCCACUAAGCCUUCAUCUCUGACCUCCUCUGGUAUCCAUUGUGCCUCUUCUCCCGUCCUAAAACAAAUAUCAACCCCAACAGCUGCCCCUACCCACUCCACAAAACUCAAUACCCUCUCUAUUCCUGCCGCUCAGGCUUCCACCACCUCGUCCACCCAGUCAGCACAUGCAGCCCCCCUUGCAAAGGCCACUGCUCCUAAAGGUGGGAAAAAAGACCCUCCGCAUUCAUUGCCUGAAAAGACUAAGAGGACCUAAGACACAAAAGGCCCGCUGUUGAUAAGCAGAGCCAUUGAUAUACAGAGUGGUGUCACCAGACAUCAAAUAUGUCAAGUGGACAGGUCUAUAUUUUGCAUAUACUCUAUGUGAUUGUCUUAGAGCAUCAGGGGUUCGUGACUCUCGACCCAAGCCAUCGAUGGAAGAGAGAAGACUUUAUUGGUGAUUUAAAAGGUUGGCCCAGGCAACGGUAGAGUCUGAUCAAAUCCAUCCCAAUGUACAAUACAUACAUAUCUGUGUUAGUGAUUGUUGGAGCAAGCAGGGGAGCUGAAGUGAAAAUGAUAUGGAAGCAAUAGCUGAAAUAAAAAAAUCUCCAUUUAUUUGACAAUGGAAAAAGCAAUAUGUGUGAAACAUUGUAGGCUCCCUUAAUGUGACAGGAAAUGAAUUUGAGAAAAUAAUAAUUUCUCUGCUAUUGGUAUUAAAGUCCAUCUUGGUGACGGUUUUAAAUGCAGGCAGCAGAGCGGACACUUUCUGGUUUCCAGCUCCAACUCCCUCUUGCCUCCCAUUCUGCACCAAAGUGUAAUAUUUUAUCAUCCAAAUAAUAAUAAUGAUAAGAAAAUAGAGAUUAAAAAUCACUGUUAAGACGAUGCUCAUAUGAAUUGGAUUCAAUAGGAGCAGUCCACUGGUAGUUUUGUUGUCACAAGUGUGUGGUGUUUAGUUUUUGAUCAAAACAAAACUUUUAAACCUACAUGAUUUUUCUAUAAUGUGUUUAUUUGUUUGUGGCAGACAAUCUUGCUCUGCACCGUGGCUCACUUUAUUUCUAUUCCAUCCUGCUCCAUGAACUGUAAAUACGUGCCUCUCUUUGGGUCUGUUGUAAGCUUCAUCACUCUUCAGCCUCUCUGUCUUUCAUCUCUUCUCUGUCUCGCCGCCUUUCAUCUGAUUUUCACAGCCGUGGUCGCUAAAUGCUUCGCUGGCUCUCACAGAUUCUCUCCCUUUCUCUCGGUUUACCCAACACUUGCUCUGUGUGGCAAUCAGCCUCACGUUCAAAUGGCUCUUUCUUCUGUCGUCCUACAACACUUUUUCAGCAACAUUUUCAGUGAUGUUUGAUGUUUUGUGUGAGUAGCAACAAGACAUUUCUGUCUUAACCCCUGAUACCAUGUUGCCUAGACAAUAUAUUAAAGGACCAAAUGUUUUAUUUUUUAUUUAUUACAGCUUUAGCUUUAAAACUGAAAAUAAAUAGCUAUUAAUGCUGAUUUAAAGAUGAUUUUGAGAGCGUGGUGUUUAAGGUGAUGAUUAGGAUUACAUUCUUGACAACCAUAACAGUAAUGAUGAAGGUGUAUAUUUGGAUGUAAGAAU